Linum trigynum is the source of this 1114-nucleotide messenger RNA. The record is from the annotation of a GenBank genome assembly. Lineage: Eukaryota; Viridiplantae; Streptophyta; Magnoliopsida; Malpighiales; Linaceae.
UAUAUUCCAAUCAUAAAAAUAAAAUGAAGAUAUCAGCAUCCAUGAAGCUCUCUCUUUUGUUGGCUUCUUUUCUCAUCGUUACUUCUUGUGUUAAGAAAGGAAUGGUGGAAGCUGGUCGGGAACGAGGCAUCAUUAUACAAGAACCCGACCCUGAAAUACCUGUGCGACCUCCACGUCCUAGUCCGACUUCGAUAACUGGAGGCCAACGAAGCAUCAUGAUACAAGAACCUGACCCUGAAAUUCCUGUGCGACCUCCACGUCCCAGUCCAACUUUGGCAAUUCAAGGGAGAGGCAUCGUGAUACAAGAACCUGACCCUGAAAUACCUGUGCGACCUCCACGUCCCGGUCCAACUUUGGCAAGUCAAGUGAGCCGAGGUAUCGUGAUACAAGAACCCGACCCUGAAAUACCUGUGCGACCUCCACGUCCCAGUCCAACUUCGGCAACUCAAGGACGCCGAGAGAUCGUCAUUCAAGAACCUGACCCUGAAAUACCUGUACGACCUCCACGUCCUAGUCCAACUUUGGCGACAGGAGGACAUCGAGGCAAUCUGGUACUUGAACCUGGUCCUGAACUACCUCCACGUUCUGGUCCAACUCCGCCAACUGGGGAGAAACAAGGGAUCGUGAUACAAGAACCUGACCCUGAAAUACCCGUACGACCUCCACGUCCCAGUCCAACGUUGACAACUGAAGGACGACGAGGCGUCGUGAUAUAAGAACUAGAUCUUGAACCUCCACGUCUUGCUCCAACUCUAAUAACCAAGAGCUAAUAAGACAUCGUGGUGAUACAAAAACCUGACCCUGAACCUCCGCGUUCCAGUGAAGCGAUGGAAUAAAAUAAUUUGAGUUUUUAUUCUAUCUCUUUAUCGAUGUUUUGCAUUUGGCCGGUAGUUUGGUGUUAGAAUGGUCCCCUUUCGCAUUUAACCUAGUAACAAAUGUUAUCAAAGCCGGACAGACCAACCGGUUCGCUCGGUUGAACCGGCAACCUUUUCGGAGCAAUCUCAAAGCAAGAUAGAUAGUACCCAAGUAAAUUCUUUGAGUGAUAUGGCUAAUAAUCCAUUCCACUCGGGGACAAAUUUAUUGGAUAUCCACAAACUAAAGAUUGAAAUUCAUG